AUUUUGUUUUGUAAUACAAAGCAUAUUUAAGAUUUUUUGGUAGAUUUCUGGCGAUUUGUACUUUAGGUAUUUUUCAGCACUAGAAGUCCGCCAGUUUGCCGACGCUUUGUUAAACCGCGCCAUUUUCAGACCAGAAUUCUGCAAAUGCCAUCAACCGAUUUCGCCGAUAUCCCAGCUGCCAAGAAAAUGAAGAUCGACACGUGCAUCCUGCGGUUCGCCAAGAUCACCGAGAACGCUUUGGAGCCGGUGAGGGGAUCCGCCAAAGCGGCGGGAGUUGACCUGCGGAGCGCCUACGACGUAGUGGUGCCGGCACGAGGAAAGGCCAUCGUCAAGACCGACCUGCAAGUGCAGGUACCGGAGGGCUCCUACGGCCGGGUGGCCCCACGUUCCGGACUUGCCGUGAAGAACUUCAUCGAUGUGGGCGCCGGCGUGGUGGACGAGGAUUAUCGCGGCAAUCUCGGCGUCGUUCUGUUCAAUCACUCCGAUGUAGAUUUCGAGGUGAAGCACGGCGACCGCAUCGCCCAGUUCAUAUGCGAGCGCAUCUUCUAUCCGCAACUGGUGAUGGUCGACAAACUGGAGGACACCGAGCGCGGCGAGGCAGGAUUUGGCUCUACCGGAGUCAAGGAUCUGCCGGCAGCUAAGGCGCAGAACGGCAACGGAGAGAAGGCUGCCGAACCGGAGGGUGCUGCCCCCGCUCCUGUUGCCACGUAAACGAGGAAUCUUUGCCGUAUUAAGCACAUCGCACCUCGGGCCAUUACUUCCUAUGCCCUUCAUGCCCAUUUUCAAAGAGUUUCAUUCCGUAUCCUUAAGUGAAAAAUGUUAAUGUAUGAGUAUUUGUUUAUCUGAUUAAAACUGCAAGUGUACGAA
Drosophila yakuba is the source of this 867-nucleotide messenger RNA. It is a transcript of the gene dUTPase, whose product is annotated as deoxyuridine 5'-triphosphate nucleotidohydrolase. The record is from RefSeq and is a predicted model, not a curated record. Gene Ontology annotation, molecular function: dUTP diphosphatase activity; magnesium ion binding. The transcript has 2 exons. Bases 145 to 711 code for a protein of 188 amino acids. Gene Ontology annotation, biological process: dUMP biosynthetic process; dUTP catabolic process. Lineage: Eukaryota; Metazoa; Arthropoda; Insecta; Diptera; Drosophilidae.